AUGCUACCUCUGGAAAGGAGUGGACCGCAACCGAUCGACGAUGUCCUCCGAAUGAUACAACAGGAUUGGGAGUUUAUGGCCGCCGAUGACUGCAUACCCGUUCAAGUUGGCUUGCAGUUGAUGGACUCAAGUACUCUGGGCAAGGCGGAUCGAGAGCCCGAUUUCAUACGCACAUAUAAGCAAAUACAAAAAUCUUUGAAAUCGAUUGUCAAUGAACAUCACCAGGGCUUCAAUAGUUCUAUUGGAACAUAUCAUACUAUCCAGUCAAGUAUCCAAAGUUCCCAAAACCGCCUCCGAAUACUGAAGGGGACUCUGGCUGAAGCGAAAGCGGGGUUACUUACAACGAAGCCAGAGUUGAAAGGACUUGCGACGGCUUCUCAGAAUUACGAUGAUAUACUACAAUUAUUCAGCCAGAUCGAAAAUAUCCAAUCACUACCGGAAAAGCUAGAAGCACGUGUAUCGGAAAAGAGAUUUAUUGCUGCGGUAGAAAUCCUCAAAGAUGCGCUGCGGCUUGUGAAUAAGCCGGAGUUUGACGGAAUCGGAGGUCUUCGAGAUCUGCGAACAUAUUUCAGCAACCAGGAACUAUCGUUGACAGAUAUCCUGAUCGAGGAGCUACACGAUCAUUUGUAUCUUAAGUCUCCGUAUUGCCAGGACCGCUGGAAGCUGACAACCGGUGGCGAAGCCAAAGAUGGACCAAAACCACCAGGUCUAAGUAAUGUGACACAUUGGGAUAGGCCAGUUUACCACUUUCUAGCCAACCUGGAUAUGAAAACACCCAUCGCGGAAGAUGCCUCGCGUAAUCCGGAGACUGAUACUUUCCAUUAUAUACGCGUGGUCAUCGAGGCGUUAAACAAAAUGGGCAAUCUUGAACUUGCUGUCGAUCGGAUCGAACAACGGCUUCCGGUUGAGCUUUUCGCUAUUGUCGAUAAAACAGGCUCCGAAGUCGCAGCCCGCUAUCCUGAACAUAGACGAAGUCAACAGCCACGAGACAGCACGGUUCGUUGCAUGCCUAACGAACUGGGUGGAGACAGGGGAUAUGUUCUGUCAGAAUUUAUGUGGAAUCUCUAUGCGAAAUUCGAGGCUAUUGCUGAAGGCCACCGCAUCGUACAUGAUGUCGUUGCGGGAAUUGUGGAGCGAGAAAACAUUCGGAAGUCUGGGUCGCUCACAAGUGGUUUCAAGGAGCUGUGGAAACUGUACCAAAGCGAGAUUCGGUCCCUUUUGCACGAUUACCUAGCUACAGAUGGAGAAGUCAGCUAUCGGGCUCAAUCUAAUAUCUCUGAUGAUAAAUACACACAGACAUCUAACAAAAGAGAUAGAACGAAGAAAUUGUUCAAACUCUCCGAAGUAGAUGAGAAAUCAUCGGAUAUGAAAGCUGAACAGAACGAGCUAGAGGAGAUCCUGAGAUCAUCAGUGCCCGGCCUUGUGUCGAAAUCCCGCCAAAAAACAUCUACCACCGACUCAUCCAGAUCAAGGCAAGAAAAUUCUGGGACCGGACACAAGCUCCUGAUCGAACCCAGCGUUUUUAAUAUGAGUCUACUUCUUCCUCCAUCCCUCUCUUUCAUUCAACGAUUGAAAGACAUUGUCCCUCUCACUUCGGAUAUCGUCAUGAGCACCCUUACCUCCUUCCUCGAUGACUUCCUGAUCAAUGUUUUCCAGCCACAGCUGGAUGAAGCUGUAACAGACCUCUGCGCGAUGACUUUUAUUGCACCAGAUGCAUUUACCGAGGAUCCGCAGUGGACAAGGGUUUCACGACGGCCCAUUUUUAAAGGAACAAUUGCGUUCAUGGAACUUGUCAAAACGUUUUGCAAAAUGCUCAACAGAAUUCCUCAUGAUCAGGCUUUCACACAGUUGGUUAUACACCAGAUUGUAACGUAUUAUGAUAAAUGUUAUGGCAUGUACAAAGCACUGGUUGCGCGUGUCUCUGCUCAACAUACCGGAGGGCUGCACUCGAAAGCUGCGGCUGCAUACGCUGAAUCUGGGGAAAUUCGAGAAACCACAGAACAGCUAUGGGAAUGCACCGAUGACAAGCAACGACAGGAUUUGAUAGCUAAAGUGCUUACCCUUUCUCUGGCACGAGGUUUUCUAGCUAACCUCUCAAGCAACACAUCCCCUUCCACCCCCCCAGCCACCCCACCAUCCUCCUCAAAAGCUACAGAGUUGCCACACGUCUUAUUAGCCCCGCCAUCUUCCGCCUCUCCUGCAAUCAUCGAACUGAACAACGACCUGAUCACCUUUGACGCCAACGCCGCCAUGUACCUCGGCCCAAACGAAUGCCGCUUCAUAACCUCCGGCCUCGCACAGCUGAUUGACCGCGCCUUCAUCUCUGCAACACGCUUCAUAGGCGCGAUGAACCACAACGGCGCCCUCCGCCUCCAACUCGACGUGCUAGUCCUGCAACAGAAUCUGAAAAACAUCAUCGUACAUCCUUCACCACCACCGCCAUCCUCAUCCUCAUCCUCACACACCACCAAAGAAACCGUCGCCAAAAAGCCCUCUUCGCAACCGGAGCCAGGACAAGAAGAGGAAGUCGUCGCCCUCCCCCGCUCCGCCAAGUUCCUCGACUGGUUCCUCGACGGCGCGGAGAAAGCGCUCGAGAAUGCGCAGGCCGAGCAGGAAGAGUUCAAGACGCACGGGGCCGAGAAGGCGCUGCAGGCGGGCAAUGGGGAGCCGUUUACGUAUGAGGAGAUGAGGGUGUUGGUGGAAUUGUGCUAUUCAGCGAUUCUGAAGGGACCUGCGGGCCGGGAGAGUAGUCGAGAGGACUUCUUGGCAGCGAAGAGGGCCUGUGGAGAUGCGUUGUUGAGGUUGAGUGAGUUUAUGUGGGAUUCGUAG
Molecule: messenger RNA, 2829 nt
Organism: Histoplasma mississippiense
Lineage: Eukaryota; Fungi; Ascomycota; Eurotiomycetes; Onygenales; Ajellomycetaceae
Exons: 8
Coding region: 1-2829 (942 amino acids)
Biological process (GO): Golgi to plasma membrane transport; exocytosis
Cellular component (GO): exocyst
Source: RefSeq, a predicted model, not a curated record